AUGGUCGUCAUAUUUUCAUGCAGUCAAAGCGUUGAGGAAAAAUUGCUGCUGGUUGAAGACACAAGUAUUCGCAAGCAGACGCAUCCAGCCCUGAUGAGGGAGCUCAACAAGCGUCAUGUCAAGGCUGAAGCAUCUGGGUGGAGAGCUCUUGCGCUUGAUCUGGAGGCUGUGAGAUUUGUUGAAGGGCCGUGGACAGCAAGCGACAACGAGCAGCGCGUGUCUCAAGUUGCUCAUUUCAUUCACUACUACGACUCUUCUAUCAGACCUCUGCAUGCCUGCAAGAUUGAAGCCUUUCUCAACAAGAAUCCAGGGCACACAGCACUUGUUCAUGUCAAGAACUCAGAGACUCUCUCAAGAUCUUUCCCUGUCAAGUCAGAGAGGGUUCAGCUUCGGGUCAUCAACCUGACUGAAGACUUUCAUGCGACGCCCAUGGAGGAAUGGUUCCAAUCAGGUGUAUGGCAGACCGCCCUUCACAAGGCUUUAGACUUGUGCGAUGGUCUUCGGCUUGCGAUCAUCUACAAGUACGGAGGUCGCAGCUGCUACGUCGACCUGGAUAUGGUCUCUCUCAACAGGAUCGACCACAAUGGGUCAGUGCUGGUUGCGAUGGACGAAGGCCAGAGGUCAACGUGGGAGACGCCCUGGGGAGCGCAUUUCUACCUUGGGACCGAUUUCUUCCAGUUCCCUCCCCGCCACCAGUUCGUGAAUGAUCUGAUGAAGAGUUUGCCUUCCCAUUUCUCUCCGUCUGGAUACGCGCUCCUGGGUCCAUCCUUGUUCAGCGCAGUUUACCAAGACAAGUGCCUGAGGGAGAAUGAGACUCGACCAUCCUACUGCAACUCGAUGACGAUCUUGGAGCCCAAGGCUUUCCAUCCCGUCAACAUGUUCAAUAGGUUGAGGAGGAAUGAUGAGGGGCAGGGCAAUGACUUGCAAGACAACAGCGUCGUUUUGUCGUUCCCUUGGACUGAAAGAUGCACGCAAAUCAAGGAGAUCAUUCAGUCUUCGAUCGGCAUGCAUAUGUGGGAUACCAAACGAGGCUCCCUCAACCUUGACUUGUCAACCAACUCGAUGUUGGCGAAGAUCACUCAAGUCACUUGCCCUCUCUCUUAUCAGCUCACGUCUCAAAGGGCCAGCGACCGCCGACAGCAGGUGGAAGGGAGCGAGCUCUGGGAUCGACCAGACCUCGUCCCCCGGAGGAUGCACCUCAUCGAGUCUGUUCGAAGGAGCGCGAGGGCAGGAGACAAGAAUCUCUCCUCCUCUGUCCUUCACUUGACCCUCCUCGCACGGGAGCUGAGGGAGAAGGCUGACGUGGAGGAGAGCCCGAAGGUCUUUUCGCAGCUGUACCGCGAGGCUCUUCUCCUCUCCUCCCUCGCGCUGCGCCUGCGACCAAAGGACCCUUGGGCCCUCAAGGAGGCCGAGGAGGCCGGGGGCUCGCUGACGAGGAAGUGGAGGAGAAGACUGUUAGCGCUCCAUCAUUCUCGUCUGCCUCAUCGCUUCUUGCCGUCGUGA
This is a messenger RNA of Guillardia theta CCMP2712, 1503 nucleotides long. RefSeq lists its product as hypothetical. Bases 1 to 1503 code for a protein of 500 amino acids. Gene Ontology annotation, biological process: glycosphingolipid biosynthetic process. Lineage: Eukaryota; Cryptophyceae; Pyrenomonadales; Geminigeraceae. The transcript has 16 exons. The record is from RefSeq and is a predicted model, not a curated record. Gene Ontology annotation, molecular function: hexosyltransferase activity.